GCCGUCGCCACCACCACCAGCCGCACUGCCGCCGCCUCCUCCUUCCCCCUCGGAUGUGAGAGCUUCAUGGUGCACUGGUGGGGAAGCUGAGUUUGUAAACUACCCCAAUGGAUGCAGAUAGUGAUGUUGCAUUGGACAUUUUAAUUACAAACGUAGUCUGUGUUUUUAGAACCAGAUGCCAUUUGAACUUAAGGAAGAUUGCUUUAGAGGGAGCAAAUGUAAUUUACAAGCGUGAUGUUGGAAAAGUGUUAAUGAAGCUUAGAAAACCUAGAAUUACAGCUACAAUUUGGUCCUCAGGAAAAAUUAUUUGCACAGGAGCCACAAGUGAAGAAGAAGCUAAAUUUGGUGCCAGGCGAUUAGCCCGAAGUCUACAGAAACUUGGUUUUCAGGUAAUAUUUACAGAUUUUAAAGUCGUUAAUGUUUUGGCAGUGUGUAACAUGCCCUUUGAAAUCCGAUUGCCAGAAUUCACAAAGAACAAUAGGCCUCAUGCCAGUUAUGAACCUGAACUUCAUCCUGCAGUAUGUUAUCGCAUAAAGGCUCUACGAGCUACAUUACAGAUUUUUUCAACAGGAAGUAUCACAGUAACAGGGCCAAAUGUAAAGGCUGUUGCUACUGCUGUGGAACAGAUUUACCCAUAUGUGUUUGAAAGCAGAAAAGAAAUUUUAUAAUUCACCACUUAAUUGGUUAGGUUCCCUAACUGAGCACCUUUUAAAACUGCUGCACAUUGGACUCAAGGCAAAAGGAAAACUGGACCAACAGUAACUGAGGAAAUAGACUCUUUUAUUUGUUCAUGGCCACAGUGUAAGCUCCAGUCCCUUUGGAUUUUAUUUUGAACAGUGCUGUAAUGUAAAAAGUUUACAAGACAUGAAAUUGCUGCUUUUACAAAAGGACAUUCUAUUUAUUUUCGCAGUAAUUGUCGUGUCAUAAGCAGAGCUGUCACGGUGUGCACUACCUUUAAGACAUAUUUUGGUUGGGUUUUUGGGUUUUUUUUUGGUUGUUUUUCAGUUUGAGCUAAUGUGUUUUAUUUGUGAAUAGUCUUUUACAUUUUUGUAUGCUGAACAUGGGCACCAAAGAAGCUGUAAAAGUUAUCUUUUUUCAAUUGAUGAAUGUGUGCACAAAUAAAAGUUUGGAAAAGAUCUCUCUUCAUACCUAUUCUAUUAUUUUUCUUCCCCAUUUUCUAUUUUAACUGAAAUUGUAUUACUCAGAAUUCAUUUUUUUAAACUAUGCAAACUUAGUCUUUUGCUGAAGUGUUUUUUGGCUUCCAUUUGAAGUGUAUUUUGUAUAUAUGCCACAUGUGUACAGUAUGUUCUUAAUGCUGUGUUACCAAAUGUCAGUUUUUCUUGCAAAUUAGAAAUAAAAAAUGUAUAUAAACUAUA
Gracilinanus agilis (Agile Gracile Mouse Opossum) is the source of this 1376-nucleotide messenger RNA. RefSeq names its product TATA-box binding protein like 1 (gene TBPL1). The transcript is spliced from 7 exons. The coding region runs from base 108 to 668 and encodes 186 amino acids. Lineage: Eukaryota; Metazoa; Chordata; Mammalia; Didelphimorphia; Didelphidae. The record is from RefSeq and is a predicted model, not a curated record. Gene Ontology annotation, biological process: DNA-templated transcription initiation. Gene Ontology annotation, molecular function: general transcription initiation factor activity; DNA binding.